AGAUCCUCAUCAUUGGCAACAGCAGCGUUGGGAAAACUUCCUUCCUCUUCCGGUACGCCGACGAUUCCUUCACUCCUGCCUUCGUCAGCACCGUCGGCAUCGACUUCAAGGUCAAGACCAUCUACCGGAACGACAAGCGCAUCAAGCUGCAGAUCUGGGACACGGCCGGGCAGGAACGAUACCGUACCAUCACCACUGCUUACUACCGCGGCGCCAUGGGCUUCAUCCUGAUGUACGACAUCACCAACGAGGAGUCCUUCAACGCUGUGCAGGACUGGUCCACCCAGAUCAAGACCUACUCUUGGGACAACGCCCAAGUGCUGCUGGUGGGGAACAAGUGUGACAUGGAGGAUGAACGCGUGGUCUCCUCGGAGAAGGGUCGCCAGCUGGCUGAGCACCUGGGCUUUGAGUUUUUCGAGGCCAGUGCCAAGGACAACAUCAACGUGAAGCAAACCUUCGAGAGGCUGGUGGACAUCAUCUGUGAGAAGAUGUCCGAGUCGCUGGACACAGCUGACCCUGCGGUCACUGGGGCCAAGCAGGGC
Acanthisitta chloris (rifleman) is the source of this 542-nucleotide messenger RNA. RefSeq names its product RAB3A, member RAS oncogene family (gene RAB3A). The record is from RefSeq and is a predicted model, not a curated record. Gene Ontology annotation, cellular component: plasma membrane; synaptic vesicle; axon. Gene Ontology annotation, biological process: regulation of exocytosis; maintenance of presynaptic active zone structure; regulation of synaptic vesicle fusion to presynaptic active zone membrane. Lineage: Eukaryota; Metazoa; Chordata; Aves; Passeriformes; Acanthisittidae. The annotation marks the transcript as partial. Gene Ontology annotation, molecular function: GTPase activity; GTP binding. The transcript has 4 exons.